Molecule: messenger RNA, 2073 nt
Organism: Drosophila elegans
Lineage: Eukaryota; Metazoa; Arthropoda; Insecta; Diptera; Drosophilidae
Product: cdc25-like protein phosphatase twine
Exons: 2
Coding region: 268-1539 (423 amino acids)
Biological process (GO): G2/M transition of mitotic cell cycle; protein dephosphorylation; positive regulation of G2/M transition of mitotic cell cycle
Cellular component (GO): cytoplasm; nucleus
Molecular function (GO): protein tyrosine phosphatase activity
Source: RefSeq, a predicted model, not a curated record
AUAAACAAAUAUCAUGCAAAGACCCCAAAAAACGAACAACUCAAAUUCAAACAUUGAGUGCGCACCAGUUUACUAAUGGAGUGGUGAGUUGGCGGGUGGUGAGUUCAAUGGAAUGGGGAGUUGGUAAAGGCGCCAAUAAAGUUGAACAGCAAAAGCGAAACAAAAACGUGCCAAGGAACAAGAACUUGGCCAAAAAAAUCCGCUGCACACGUUGUAACCCAAAAUUUGGACUGCUCCUUUAAAUUAAAAGCUGCAAAUAGAUCAACGAUGGCCAGCAAGCGGCUGAUGCUGGAUGUGGAGGAGGAGGAGGAAGGGGAAGAAGGGGCAUGUGGAAAUGAUGCCCAAAAUGCGAAUGUGGAGAAAAGCCAGGCCAAGAGACGCAAAUCCUUGCAUGCGCAUCCCCUGCAAAGGAUGCUCAAGCAGCAUCUUCCCGCCAGCGCCGCCAUUCUGUCGCCCAUCACCGAAUUGGCCCAGAAUAUGAGUGGUGCGCGGCUGGAUGGCACACCCAAGUCCACCCAGCGUAGUCAAUCCUCCACCCGGCCCCUCAGCACCUUCAACAGCCUGUCCUCGCGAACCCUCAGCGGCUUCAGCAGCUCCUGCUCAAGCUACGAUUCGGGCAACUCCCUGGAUGACGAGUACAUGGCCAUGUUUGAGCUGGAAUCCACAGAGGAUCACAAUCUAGAGCUACCCGAUGACCUGGAAAAGCUCCUAAAUGGGCAGCUUAAAUCAGAAGGCAAUCCGGAGAAGGAAACCGCUACGCAGAAACGCACACUUCGUCGGUGUAUGAGCUUGUUUCCCACCGAUCAGCCAGAGGAUGAUGAACCAGCUGGUCAGGAGACCAACCCUUCCAUCAAGAAGCUGCAAAAGAGGACCCUCUCCAUGAACGAUGCCGAAAUCAUGAGCGCCCUGGGUGAGGAGCCGCAGCUAAUUGGGGAUCUCAGCAAGCCUUGUGCUUUGCCCUGCUUAAUAACGGGCGUAAGACAUCGUGACCUGAAGACCAUCUCCAGUGACACACUGGCACGUCUGAUUCAAGGGGAGUUCGACCUGGGCAGCCAGGGUGGCUAUCAAAUCAUCGACUGCAGAUAUCCCUAUGAAUUCCUGGGCGGUCAUAUAAAAGGAGCAAGGAAUCUGUACACACGUGGGCAGAUACAGGAAUUCUUUCCCAGUUUGAAAUCCAACCAGGAGGAUCGUCGCAUCUAUGUGUUCCACUGCGAAUUCUCCUCGGAGAGAGGGCCCAAGCUAUUGCGCUUCCUGCGGAGCAACGAUAGGAGCCAGCAUGCCCACAACUAUCCGACACUGGACUAUCCAGAGCUCUACAUCCUGCACAAUGGCUACAAGGAGUUCUUUGGCCUCUAUGCUCAGUUGUGUGAGCCCAGCCAAUAUGUGCCCAUGCUGGCGCCCGCCCACAAUGACGAGUUCCGAUACUUUCGCGCCAAGACCAAGUCUUGGCAGUGUGGCGAAGGUGGAGACAGUGGAAUCGGCGGUGGAGGCUCUCGAGACCUCCGGAAGUCGCGAUCCCGCCUUCUCUACGCUGAGUGAGGUAACCAAACCUUCCCGCCAUGUUUAAGCCCACCGAGAUCUCACGGAGAACCGAAUGGUUCACCUUUUUUACCCACAGAACAAAUAUGUAUUCUUUUAGGACGCAAAUUUUUAGAUUAAUUUUUCGUUGCGUUGUUGAAAUGUUGUGAAAGCCCUUUAGAUUUAUUUCUACAUGUUUAAUUCCAUCCGAAUUUUGGAUUUUAGUUCAGCGUUGUGUAAAACAGAAGACGAAAACAAAAGCAUUGGGAACAAAAGAAAUGGAAAUGGAUAAAUGUUCUCUAGUCAGUGAAAGCUAAAAUUUCGAAAUUGUUUCUAGUUUACUUUUUGUGUUCGGCAUUUAAUAGUUAAGUUUACAAAGUAAUUCGUGUUGUAGUUUAAUAAACAAAAUCGAUUUAAAUAUGUAAAGAAAAUGUCCCCAAUGUUUAAUCAUCAUAAUCUUAUCCUUAAGCUUAAGUCAAUAAUGAAGUCGAAAAUGAAAUAUUAAUCAUAUUUAUGUAUAAAUACAAACAGUGGCAAAAUUAUAUUUUUGUAUUU